Messenger RNA from Aspergillus japonicus CBS 114.51, 2121 nucleotides. RefSeq lists its product as uncharacterized. Bases 1 to 2121 code for a protein of 706 amino acids. Gene Ontology annotation, molecular function: DNA binding; zinc ion binding; DNA-binding transcription factor activity, RNA polymerase II-specific. The record is from RefSeq and is a predicted model, not a curated record. Lineage: Eukaryota; Fungi; Ascomycota; Eurotiomycetes; Eurotiales; Aspergillaceae. Gene Ontology annotation, biological process: DNA-templated transcription; regulation of DNA-templated transcription. The transcript is spliced from 4 exons.
AUGGUGAGCUCCAACACCCCCCAAAACAUCCCGCUAGCUGUCCGGGGCGAGACGCCCAAAACCCCGUCCUGCGUGGUCUGCAACAGGCGCAAAGUCCGAUGUGAUCGUCAGGACCCUUGCUCCGCGUGCGCCAAGAAUGGAAUUGAAUGCGUCUACCGGGCACAUGCGCCUCCACGACGGCGGAAGAGGCGUCCCUCUGACGAGGCCCAUCGUCCGGACAGUCCACGGCGCCCCCGACGUUCCAGACAAACCACGGGCUCGUCUGGCCCUGGGGGUGAUACCCGCGGACUGCUCUCGCCAAUGGCUACGUCUAACACUUCUCUUGCGUCUAAUCGGAACGAUCAGGGUAUGUUGAUUGCAGAAGGGGGGAAGUCGGUCUAUGUUGAUGGGAAUAUGUGGUCGAGUAUCCGCACUGAGCUGCCCUCCGCGGAGGACGUGCUACGCGAUGCGUCCGUCUACAGUGAUUCGGACCAAUCGCUAGAGGGAACAGGCGAUGAUUCCUCUCUCAUUCUAGGUGCACGCACAAAGACGCAGAUCACGGACUUACAUCCCGCGCCGUUGCAUAUCUUCAAGCUCUGGCAGGUCUUUCUGGAGAACGUGCACCCCUUGAUCAAGAUCCUGCAUGGGCCCACAGUUCAGCAGCAGAUCAUCGAUGCCACCGGGGAUUUGCGCGCCAUGCCCAAAGGGCUCGAGGCGCUUAUGUUCUGUAUAUACUGUAUUGCGCUGAUCUCGAUGACCGCGCCUGACGUUCAGAAGGCUUUCGGAGACAGCAAGGUCGCCCUCCUGUCUCGCUUCCGUCGUGGUGCUCGGCUUGCUUUGGCGAAUGCUGGCAUUCUGCGGACGUCGGAUGUUGUGGUUCUUCAGGCCUUUCUGUUGUAUUUGCUUUCGAUGCGAGCAUUCUCUGAUCCACAGUCCAUCUGGUCUCUAUGCGGUGUUGCUAUCCGUGUGGCACAGCGUAUUGGACUCCACCGAGAUGGAUCCCACCAUGGCCUUUCUGUCUUCGAGACCGAGAUGCGUCGACGCCUCUGGCUUCAGCUAAAUAUAUUAGACGCUACCACGGCACAGCUCACAGGCAUUGCUGCCCAGACAUCCCUGAUGGCUGCCGAUGUGCAGCGUCCGGCCAAUGUGAACGACUGCGAUCUAGACCCGCGGAUGACGGAAAGGCCUCGUGAGCAUAGGGGAGCGACCGAAAUGAUCUUCUGCCUGGCCCGCUGUGAAUUUGGCGAGUGGCUUAAUCGAUGGUCCGGAAAGCCAGGCCCCUUACUAGCAGGCCAAAGCUUCUUGAGCGAUUCUGCCACCUCACUAGCUGAGAAGGAUCGGGCGAUUGAUGAGCUUGGCCAGAUCUACGAGACGAAAUACUUGAAAUACUGUGACACCUCGAUCCCGUUGCACCAGAUGACUACCAUCGUGAUCCAUGCGAUCACAUCUCUGCUCCGGUUUUCUGCACAUCACCCUCGCCAACACGCUGAACGGGGAAGCCAUAACUCACAGUCUGAUCGAGACCGGAUCUUCGCAAAUUGCGUACGCAUGGCAGAAAACUGUGAUCUCGUGCAGACGAGCCAUAUCACCCAGCGGUAUAAUUGGCAUGUGGAGAAUCAUAUUCCCUGGACACCACUGAUACACAUGCUCUAUGAGUUACGGAAUCGCGUUGAUAGGGAGGUGUCGGACAGGGCGUGGUUCCUCAUCGAUCGGAUCUGCAGUCGACAUUUCCGCGAUUUGAAGGGGCGACAACAGAGGAUAGCGUUCAAUGUGGCUUUGCAGAACUUGAUCCUAAAGUCUUGGAAGGCACAUGCAGCGGAGCGGGCUCGUUGCAACAGGCCUCCUCUUCCAUGCCCUGCUAUUGUGUCUACAAUCUGCGACAUGCAGGGCAAGCAGCAAUUGGCCGCUGACGACAUCAGUGCGGAAAUCUCCUACGAAGAAGCUCCGAUAGGCAUUGGCAGCCGAAAUCAAGAUCAGCUCGUCGGGGAAGCCUUUCCUAAUGAACAGGGACUCGAGACGCUUGAUCUGGACCAGGCCAGCAAUUUCAGCUCCAUGGAUUGGACGCAGUGGGAUCAGUUGCUUGAGGAUUUCCAGCACCAGUACACGAAAGAUGGCGAACCCCACUGCAACGUAUAUGAAUAA